AAUAUAAAAACAAUAAUAAACGAUAAAACAAUGUUAAAAUAAUAUUAAAGCAAAAACAGAAACAGAGUCUCAUGCUGGGUUAAAAGCCAAGGAAUAAAAAUGGGUCUUAUCAAUGUACUACUGUACUACUGAUACUUGGUAGCUGCACACUAUAAUUAUACUAUUAUACAUACACUAUAAUAAUUUUAGCAUUUCAACUAUUUAUCCUUCAUCUAAACUAAACUUCUGGCUAUUCUAACCAUCCAAUACUCUCAGUUAACAGUUCCAACUAGUCAUCCAUACCCUUUAGUCUCUUAUUUAAACUAUUUACCCACAAUUUUAACUGACUGCUUGAACCUUUCAUCCUCUACUUUUAGGUAAGUAUUUUAACCUUUCAUCCUCUACUUUUAGUUAACUAGUUUAACCUUUUAAAUCUAGAUGUAUGGACUUGUCACGCCUUUUUUUAAAGGUUAAUUUUUGUCACUUUCUUCCAUCAUUCUGAGUGUGAGAGAGACAAAGGUUGCUGAAGUGGUAUCAGUUCUGCAGGACAUAAAGGUUGUACUAAUAUUACUUUGACUGAAUUAACACAAUAGACCUAACUACAUCUAUUACAAGUUGAAAGAUCUGAUUAAAAGCCUGUUCACUUCUAACAAAGAGUUGCAGUCCAACUGUAACAAUGUAAAAUAUUAAUUUUUAAUUUGCAGGAUUGUCUCAGCGGCUUCUGUAUAUAUUUAUAAAUACAUUAACAAUAAUUAACAUGAAGUGGAAACAUGAAGUGAGUGUAAAGAAGUAGACGCCACCCGUCCUUCUCUCUCUAACAGCUAAUUGUUGCACCGUCAUUGAUGUUUGUGAUGUAAGACAUUUCUAGUGAACUGUUGAGGUUUCCAGUAACAUGUUCUAGCAGAGGCUAGAACAUUUGUAAAGUAAUCCGUCAGUGUUUUGUUAACCUGUCACGUGUUAAAUGCAUCCAUGCAUCACGGAAAGGGGAAGUCGACCGCGUGUAAAAAGGUGGUGGCAUUGUCGAUCAGUCCAGUGUGCCUUGUUGUUUUUGUCGUCCACCUGCAGCAGCAUCAACACCAUGAACCGUCUGCUGCUCGGAGCCGUGCUGCUGGAGAACCUGAGCGUCACAGUGCAAGUUCCCGUGAUGCUCGCACCGCCCACUAAGGUGAGGUUCAACUCUUUGGACUAUAAAAACAUCCUAGUGUGGACUCCGCCCACAAACAGCACCACCCUGCAGUACUACGUCCAGUGGAAGAUUUAUGGAGAGCCUCAGUGGCUGGACGUGAAAGGCUGUCAGGGGAUCCAGAGGCACCACUGUGACCUCAGCGCCGUGACCUCUGAUACCAGAGAGUGGUACUACGCUAGAGUACAUGCCUCCUCUCUGCCCGCCAGCAAGUCAGACUGGGCCCUCUCCCCGAGAUUCAGCCCACGCUGGGACACCGUCAUCAGCCCUCCUGUGCUGAGGCUGAACGUCACAGAGGAAGGGAUUGUGGUCCGCGUGAAGCCGCCCAAACCGAACGUCCGGAAGAUGCACAGCAGUCUGCAAUACAAGAUCUACCUCAUACACACCAGUGGAGAGGAGGAGGUGUAUAAGCUGGACUGCUGUUCCAACAAGCUGCCUCUGAAGGAGCUGAACCAAAAGGCCGUGUACUGCCUCCAAGCCCAGACCAUUAUCCUGCUGCAGGCCAAGAGCAGCGCUCGUGGCUCUUUGAAAUGUGUCUCCACGCUCUGAUCACACAGACAUCCUCCAACAUGAUACCCUGAAUGUCUGGACUCCAUCACUCCAGCUUUAACUCUCCAUCGCUACCUCGACAGCUGCAGCCAUAAAUAUCCGUGCCAGUAAAAGUGAUGCACUUUAUUAUUAAAAGCAUUAAUCAAUAAUCAAAUGUACCUUUGUCUAUGUUCAAACUCUUUGAUUUACCUCCAGUACAGCCAGGCUCAGGCUGGUUUGUAUCUCCACCCGUGAGGAUCGAUAAAUACACUUUGAGCAAAGAGCUUUCUUUAAAACUGUGCCAGAAUAGUGACAAAUAAUGGGAGCUUUACUAUGACGUACUAAGCUGACACUGAUCAGACACACGACUUUGAGAAUGUGUCACAACGAAUGUAUUUGCUGCAUUUCAAAAUAAAAGCCAAAGGUGCUGUUUA
Molecule: messenger RNA, 2124 nt
Organism: Larimichthys crocea (large yellow croaker)
Lineage: Eukaryota; Metazoa; Chordata; Actinopteri; Sciaenidae
Gene: il22ra2
Product: interleukin 22 receptor, alpha 2
Exons: 6
Coding region: 941-1711 (256 amino acids)
Biological process (GO): cytokine-mediated signaling pathway
Cellular component (GO): plasma membrane
Molecular function (GO): protein binding; cytokine receptor activity
Source: RefSeq, a predicted model, not a curated record